Myzus persicae (green peach aphid) is the source of this 4094-nucleotide messenger RNA. RefSeq names its product nitric oxide synthase, salivary gland (gene Nos). Gene Ontology annotation, biological process: nitric oxide biosynthetic process. The transcript has 25 exons. The record is from RefSeq and is a predicted model, not a curated record. Gene Ontology annotation, molecular function: calmodulin binding; FMN binding; flavin adenine dinucleotide binding. The coding region runs from base 489 to 4094 and encodes 1201 amino acids. NCBI's taxonomy places the organism in Eukaryota, Metazoa, Arthropoda, Insecta, Hemiptera, Aphididae.
CUUCCGACACGGAACGCGUCGGCAGUAGACUUGUACGCGGAGGCAGCGACGACGACGACGACGACGACAAAAUUAUUAUUGCAGCGUGCUCCUUCGAAUCCGAUUGUUGUGUUUUUUUUUCACCGAAGAUUUUUCCAUUUUGGUUUCACACGAUCUCCGCCGGCUAGACAAUAGUUAUAUAAUAAUAUUUAAUAUUAUCCAAAGCCAUCGUCGCCGUGACGAUUUUACAACACGACACCGCGUGAGACGCUCUCCCUGCAGACGACGACGAAAUCGCUAUCGUCGGGUAUAUGACAAUAAUAAUAAUAAUAUUAUAACAAUAUCAACUGCAGCCAAAAGUGUGAAAAAUCGCGAUUUUCUCGUUUCGGCGAGAAGCUCGCGUUGUACAACAGUAGUUGUACGCGUCGCCGUCGGCCGCGGCCAGGAGAAGCGCAAGUCGUCGUCGUCUCCACGAUUUUAUCGUCGUCAUAUACAAAUAAUUGACGAGAAUGGCACGUGACACUCCGGACGAAUCAGUUCCACUAGAAUUAGUCAUACCGGGUAAUACAACAAAAAGAGGAUCGUUGGUCAGUAGUCGUUUCGUUGAUUUAGCCGCUGAUGGAUUGUCAAACGGCCAUUCAAACGUCCCUGUCCAGAAACCAUUAAAACUGAAGAACCUAAUAUCCAAAGGAGAAGCAUUCGAUUCAUUGCACCAUAAUUCUACCAAGCCCCCGUUGUGUAAUGAAAAAGCAUGUCUGGGCAGUGUUAUGCUUCCACCGGCAUUCCAUAACUCAACCGUAAGACCAAAAACUGAAGUACUAGACCUUGCCGAAGAUUUUAUGAAACAAUAUUUUGCCUCCAUUAAAAGGUCCAACACUCCAGCGUAUGAGGCCAGAUGGGAACAAGUUCAACAAGAAGUUAAUUCUACUGGUACUUAUCAACUUACAGAAACUGAAUUGGUAUUUGGUGCCAAAUUAGCGUGGAGGAAUUCGGCUAGAUGCAUUGGACGAAUACAAUGGGCUAAACUGCAGAUGUUUGAUUGUAGAUCGGUGACUACGACUAGCAACAUGUUCGAAGCUAUAUGCAACCACAUCAAGUACAGCACAAACAAGGGUAACAUAAGAUCAGCUAUAACUGUAUUUCAACAGAGGACCGACGGUCGGCAUGAUUUUCGUGUUUGGAACUCUCAACUAAUUUCUUACGCCGGAUACAAACAACCAGACGGAACAAUCAUUGGCGACCCGAUGAACGUAGAAUUCACUGACGUGUGUACGAAACUCGGUUGGCGCGGAAAGGGCACAAGAUGGGAUUUGCUGCCUUUAGUGUUAUCAGCAAACGGUCAUGAUCCAGAUUAUUUCGAUUUACCGAGGGAACUAGUUUUGGAGGUUUCGCUUAUUCAUCCUUCAUUCGAUUGGUUCUCUGACUUGGGUCUCCGGUGGUACUGCCUCCCUGCAGUAUCCGGAAUGAUGUUUGACUGUGGAGGAAUCCAGUUCACAGCGUGUCCGUUCAACGGGUGGUACAUGAGUUCGGAAAUCGGAUGUAGAAAUCUAUGCGAUCCACACAGAUAUAAUGUUCUAGAUGACGUUUUAGAACGUAUGAAAAUCGAAUUGAAAAAUUAUGGAUUUUUGAAAAAAGACCGAGCUCUUGUAGAAGUGAACUUAGCCGUACUACACAGUUUCCAAUCAAACAAUAUUACGAUAAUGGAUCAUCAUACCGCAUCUGAAUCGUUUAUGAAGCACUAUGACAACGAGUUAAGAACAAGAAAAGGAUGUCCAGCAGAUUGGGUGUGGAUUGUACCGCCAAUUUCUGGCUCCAUCACACCCGUUUUUCACCAAGAAAUGGUCAGCUACGAACUUCACCCAAUGUAUGCUUAUCAGGAACCAGCCUGGAAAACUCAUGUUUGGAAAAAAGGUCAAAAUCAAGGAAAAUCUUUAAAGAAACAGAGACGCAAGUUCCACUUUAAACAAAUUGCUAGAGCUGUGAAAUUUACAUCGAAAUUGUUUGGACAAGCAUUGUCUCGUAGGAUUAAAGCAACCAUACUAUAUGCAACAGAAACAGGAAGAUCAGAAAUGUAUGCGAAAAAAUUGGGUGAAAUAUUUGCUCAUGCUUUUCACUCUCAGGUAAUGAGCAUGGAAGAAUAUGAUAUGACAAGUAUUGAACAUGAGGCGUUAUUGUUAGUCGUUGUAUCAACUUUUGGAAAUGGUGAUCCUCCCGAGAAUGGACAGGAAUUCGCACAACAAUUGCAUUCAAUGAAAAUGGAACACGAAGGCACUAAUUCUAAUAAAUCACUAGCCGUUAAAUCAUCACCUCUCAGUUCAGCGUCAUUUAUAAAAGCGAAUAGUCUUUCAGAAUGCCACCAUUUAACUGAGCUAAAUGAUUUGUCUAACAGAGAUUCGACAGAUGUUGAUAACUUCGGACCACUUGGAAACGUCAGAUUUGCGGUGUUUGGAUUGGGCUCGAGUGCGUAUCCAAACUUCUGUGCAUUUGGAUCGUAUGUUGAUAAUCUUCUGGGUGAGCUUGGCGGAGAGCGACUCAUCAAACUCAAUAAAGGCGACGAGAUGUGUGGCCAAGAGCAAGCCUUUAAAAAAUGGGCUACUGAUGUUUUUCAUGUGAGCAGACUUAAAACAAUGUUGACAUCAAAAGUUGCGUGUGAAACGUUCUGUUUGGAUAUGGACGAAUCUCUUAGCGAAGCCUCACAAGUACUUCAUAACGAAAAGCUGUCCGCGUCUACAGUUCGAUUCGUGAAUAAUGCUGAACCGGACGAUCUCCAUUCCGCAUAUGCGCACUAUCACAACAAACGAGUUUGGACGUGCAGACUCUCCAACAAACAGAACUUAAUGAGUGACAGCGAAGAUGGCAAGAGUGACCGCGUGACACUGUGGCUGGAGAUUGACGUUGAUGAUUGGGCAAAAUCGGAGAAAAUAAUGUAUCGACCCGGCGAUCACGUGGGCAUGUUUGCCACCAACCGAGAUGAACUGGUAUCUGGUAUUAUUCCGUACUUGCAAUGUGAUCAAGAUCCCGACGAACCGAUGGAACUUCAAAUGCUCAAAGAAAAACACACAUCAUCAGGUGUCUCUAAGAAUUGGUCGCCCCACGAGAAGAUACCAAGAUGCUCUUUGCGAACUUUAUUGACACGAUUCUUAGACAUCACUACGCCGCCUACACCAAAUAUGCUACAAUUUUUCGCUUCGUGUGCCACUGAUCCCACUGAUAAAAAGAAUCUCAUAGCAUUAGCAACAGAUAGUGCCGCUUACGAAGAUUGGCGUCAUUGGAAUUUACCCAAUCUUCUAGAAAUUUUCCAAGAGUUUCCUUCUAUUAAACCACCCGCUGCUUUAUUAGUCGCACAGCUUACACCGUUACAACCGCGAUUUUACAGUAUUUCUUCGUCAAGUUUAUUACAUCCACACAAAGUGCACCUCACUGUCGCAGUAGUGACUUAUAAAACUAAAGGCGGAAAAGGUGUAUUACAUUAUGGCGUAUGUUCCAAUUACUUGUUGGAUGCUAACAUAAAUGACACAGUGUACAUGUUUAUUAGAAGCGCACCAAAUUUCCAUUUGCCCGAGGACGUGGCAAAGCCAUUAAUACUUGUGGGUCCCGGCACAGGUAUCGCACCGUUCCGAGGGUUUUGGCAACACAGAUACGCACAGAAGAAAAACGGCAUUGAUACCAAAAUGGGCAGAACCAUGUUGUUCUUUGGAUGCCAAUACAAAUCGAUGGAUCUCUACAAAGCGGAAAAGAUGGAAAUGAUAAAAGAAGGUGUAUUGGACAAGACUUACUUGGCGCUAUCCAGGGAACCAUCCAUUCCGAAGACUUAUGUACAGGACUUGAUGCUGAAAGAAGCGAAAAUUAUAUACGAAUUAAUAGCCGUGGAAAGGGGACACUUUUACGUGUGCGGUGAUUGUAAAAUGGCUGAGAACGUGUACCAGACCCUCAAGUCGAUAAUUCAAGAGCAGACCGGCAUGAAUUCGACACAGUCCGAUAACUUCAUGUUGGGAUUACGGGACGAUAACCGUUAUCACGAAGACAUAUUCGGCAUCACUCUCCGGACGGCAGAGGUGCACAACAGUUCAAGGCUUUCCGCUCGGAUCCGAAUGGCGUCCGAAACGCUUCCAUAA